This is a messenger RNA of Cladocopium goreaui, 3129 nucleotides long. The record is from the annotation of a GenBank genome assembly. NCBI's taxonomy places the organism in Eukaryota, Dinophyceae, Suessiales, Symbiodiniaceae.
AUGGUGACAGCUACACGGCUACACGUGCUACCGGUCACGUGCCACGUGCCACAGCUCAGUUGGUCCACGUUGCUGCCCACUUCCACCAUGGCCCGCACAGCGCCAGCGUUGACAGCUCUGCAGCGCCGUGCGGCUGAGCGCAGCUACCCGCCAGUCCCUUUGCAGUGCUGCGUGACGGGCGGCAGCGGCUUUGUGGGGCAAAGAUUGGUCGAGAUGCUGGUGGAGCGUGGUGCCGAACGGGUUGUGUCCUUUGACAUUCUGCCCCAGCCACCAACAGCAUGGCAGGAGAUGAAGCUGGUUUACAUGCAGGGCGAUCUUCGCAGCAUGAAGGAUGUGGCCCAGGCCGUCGCCGGCGCAGACUGUGUUUGGCACGUGGGUGCAGCCGUGGGUCCUUUUCAUCCAAGUUCUUUGUACGAGGACGUAAAUGUGGGUGGUUGCCGCAACGUGGUACAGGCGUGCUUGGAGGCGAAAGUUCCCAAGCUAGUGAUGUCUUCAUCGCCUUCCACGCGUUUCGAUGGCAGCGACAUAGAUGGGCUUACAGAACCCGACUUACCCAAGCUUCCGCAGAAGUCCUACCUGCAGGAGUAUGCAGAGACCAAAGCAAAAGGCGAAUUGGUCAUCACCGGAGCUGCUUGCGAUGCGCUGAUGACGGUGGCAAUCGCACCGCACCAGGUCUAUGGUCCUCGCGACACACUUUACCUGCCCAAUUUCAUGGAAACAGCUGCGACAGGCAAACUUCGCGUUUUUGGCAAUGGACAAAAUCGAGUCUGUUUCACAUAUGUCGACAACUAUUGUCAUGGACUUAUCCUUGGUGAGCGUGCACUCUACAAGGGGAGUCCUGCGCUCGGAAGUUUUUACAUUUGCACUGAUGCGGACACUCAUCCUCACAAGGAGGGCGAUGCUAGUGGCUAUGCCCUGCUAUGGGAGGAAAUGGAUCGCUUUGCUGUUGGGCUGGGCCUCGCCUCGGUCCUGGGGAUGCUCGGCGGUGUCUGCGGCCUGCCGGCUGUGUAUGGCUUUGUGCAGCUUUGUGUGGCUGUCGUGUUGUCGUGUUCUGCAGCGCGCUUGGAGUCGAGAUCGGCCGAUGAGGCCGAUGAGGCCGAUGAAGCCGAUGGAGCCGCUGGAGCCGAUGGAGCCGCUGGAGCCGCUGGAGCCGAUGAGGCCGAUGAGGCCGAGGAGGCCGAUGAGGCCGAUGGAGCCGAUGAGGCCGAUGGAGCCGAUGAGGCCGAUGGCGCCGAUGAGGCCGAUGAGGCCGAUGAGGCCGAUGAGGCCGAUGAGGCCGAUGGAGCCGAUGGAGCCGCUGGAGCCGAUGGAGCCGCUGGAGCCGAUGAGGCCGAGGAGGCCGAUGAGGCCGAUGGAGCCGAUGGAGCCGAUGGAGCCGCUGGAGCCGAUGGAGCCGAUGAGGCCGAUGAGGCCGAGGAGGCCGAUGAGGCCGAUGGAGCCGAUGAGGCCGAUGGAGCCGAUGAGGCCGAUGGCGCCGAUGAGGCCGAUGAGGCCGAUGAGGCCGAUGAGGCCGAUGAGGCCGAUGGAGCCGAUGGAGCCACUGGAGCCGAUGGAGCCGCUGGAGCCGAUGAGGCCGAUGGAGCCGAUGAGGCCGAUGGAGCCGAUGAGGCCGAUGAGGCCGAUGAGGCCGAUGGAGCCGCUGAGGCCGAUGAGGCCGAUGGAGCCGAUGAGGCCGAUGAGGCCGAUGAGGCCGAUGGAGCUGCUGGAGCCGAUGCGGCCGAUGGAGCCGAUGAGGCCGAUGCGGCCGAUGAGGCCGAUGAGGCCGAUGGAGCCGAUGAGGCCGAUGAGGCCGAUGAGGCCGAUGGAGCCGCCGGAGCCGAUGAGGCUGCUGGAGCCGCUGGCGCCGAUGCGGCCGAUGAGGCCGAUGAGGCCGAUGGAGCCGAUGAGGCCGAUGAGGAUGAGGCCGAUGGAGCUGUUGGAAAAGAUCCGGCUGAUGGAGCGAUUGAGGCAGCUGAGCAAGACGACCCAGAAGCGGUCGGCAAAGACGGAGAGAAGGAACAUGACGCCGCGGAUCGCGUCACCACCCAGCCCAGUAACAUGGAGGUCUUGAGUGAAACCACCUGGGCGGAAAAACUGAGUUUGGUGGUGGGAGGCAUUUUGGCGCUGGCACAGGGUGUUUCGACCCCCUUGAUCGCUGUGUUCACGGCAGACAGCAUUGGUUUGUUAACCACUUCGGAUCCAUCCAAUCUGCUGGAGACGAUGACGCCCGUAUUGUGGAAGAUCGGUAUCCUGGCAGUGGCUCAAUUCCUGCUAGCCUGGUGGUGGCAGUGGUGCAUGCAUUGGUCCGCAGCCAAACAGGCCAGCCGAUGGCACAUCAAGUUCAUCAAGCAGUUGAUGACCUUGGAUGUUCCUUGGUACGACGCGAAUGAUUCUGCAGGUUUAGCUGCCCGAUUGCAGGCGGACAUUGGAGCUCUCUAUAUUUUCAUGUCUGCUGGUUUGGGCUUCCUCAUCAGCUGUGCGGGACAGUUUUUCGCGGGCAUCACUUUAGCUUCUGUAAAGAGCUGGCAGCUGUCCUUAGCAGCCUGUGCCGUGACGCCAUUCUUGGUCUUCGCGGGACAUCGCUUGGGGAAGGAGAUCGAGGAACAGUACUCCCAGCAAGCGGAAGACUUCCAACGAGCGUCCACGGUGGCGGAGGAGUCGCUGAUGGCCAUCCGUACCGUGGUGGCCUUCGGUGGCGAAGCCAGCGCCAUGCGGCGCUUCGAGCGGGAGCUCACUAGGGCCAAGAUGGGCGGCAUUCGAUCGGGUGUGAAGAUUGGGAUCGCCUGGGGGGGCUUGAAUUUCGCCUACAACGUGCUCUAUGCUUUGACACUCUGGCUGGGUGGUCACGUGCUGAUGAAGGAGGGCGCGCCCUUGGAGGAGUCCAGAAAUGUGGUGGUGGUGAUGAUCGCACUGAUAGUUGGCGUCUCCGGCAUCAGCAUGUUCAGCGGACAAGCACCUGUCCUGGCUCGGGCCAUCGCAUCUGCCAAGGGGAUGAAGAAGGUGAUCAAUUGCAGGGCACAUGACAUCGAACCUGAAGGUUUUGCGCUGCCGCCUCUGCCGGAGGAACUUCAGGUCAUUGAGAGCGUGGAGUUCAAAUCUGUUUGCUUCAGGCCCGGCCGACAAUUGGUUGGCCCUCGAGGUACCCGAUAA